AUGGAUGACAAAACAAGAGUUUUAGUUCUUUUGAUUCAAGAACUUUCAAAUUUGACAAGUAAUGGAGAUUCUAAAUUAACCAAUGUUCAUUUGAAGAAGAUUGUUUCAAGAUACAAUACAAUUUUAACAAAAGGAAUCAAGACAAACAAUCAAGCAGAAAAGUUGAGAGAUACAAUAGAAGAAUUUGAAAGGCAAAGAGGAUUUUUAGAACAAACCAUAACAGGAAUGAAAAGAACCCUAUCGACAAGAGAAGAGCAUCUAAAAAACGAUCUUUUAAGAAAGAAUAAUGAAAAUUCCAUUUUAGUAGAAGAAAUCAAUCAAUUAAGAAAAGAUCAAAAGCAGUACAAACAAAGAAUAAUAUCUUUAGAAUACCAGCUCAAGAAUGCUCUUCAUUUCCAACAGCAAGCACAAAGAGAAUUGAACUCCUCGGCCUCCAAUCCUGCAUCGACUAUAUCUUCUGCGAGAUCAAGACGAGUUGGAAGUGCCACAUCUGCAAGUAGAUCUUCCCUUAAUAGAAUACGAACUCCGGAUGCAUUCUUUGGAAAUAGUGACAUUACAGGUUUGGACAGACGAAAGGUUGCUGAAUUUGUGGACUCUCUAGAAAAGAAUAACAAACGAUUCGAACAACAACAGCAGGAUAUUGACAAACUAAAGAACUAUGUUCAAAACUUGUUGGAAGAUGAGGGUUCGAAAUCUCCUUCAUCACAAAGUGACGAUAAUAACAUUUCGUUUGGCGAUUCUCCUCUUCUGGUUUCAUCAGAAAAGCAAAAACCAAAAUUGGCUCCGAUUAAGAUAAAUAAAUAAUUUAUUGUUUUUGUCGC
Molecule: messenger RNA, 821 nt
Organism: Naegleria gruberi
Lineage: Eukaryota; Heterolobosea; Eutetramitea; Acrasida; Naegleriidae
Exons: 1
Coding region: 1-804 (267 amino acids)
Source: RefSeq, a predicted model, not a curated record